AUGAUGGAAUACAAAGUUGAAAUGUGUUAAGAGCACUCUUAAGAAGCUAUAGUUGCCAUCGAUGAAGCUGAGUAAGAUUUAAAAAUAAGAAAAUUAUGUCUAUAAUGCUUAGCCAAAGGAUAUAAGAGAAAAAUAACUUUACUUAAAGAUUCUAUAAAUUAAGUGGAGGAAACUAAAGCUCAAAUUAAAUAAGAUAGAUAAUGUUAACUCUAAAAUAACUUAGAAUCCUUAAGAAGCCUAGUUUAAAAUAUUGAAUAACUGAAAGAUUUUUAUAUUCAGAAGAUAGAGACAACGAUAGAAUUUGUGAAAAAGUGGAUCAUCUAAAUUUAAAAUAUGGAGGAAGAAUUUAUGAAUAAAAUAUCAUCUCAUGAUUAAAAUGAUAUACAACAAUUUUUAAGCUUUAUUCAGUAAUAAUAGGACAUACAAAUUAAGGAAUGA
Messenger RNA from Paramecium pentaurelia, 438 nucleotides. NCBI's taxonomy places the organism in Eukaryota, Ciliophora, Oligohymenophorea, Peniculida, Parameciidae. The record is from the annotation of a GenBank genome assembly.